Molecule: messenger RNA, 1503 nt
Organism: Naegleria gruberi
Lineage: Eukaryota; Heterolobosea; Eutetramitea; Acrasida; Naegleriidae
Exons: 2
Coding region: 1-1503 (500 amino acids)
Source: RefSeq, a predicted model, not a curated record
AUGAAAUAUUUUGAAAUCAAGAGAAAUAUUGGUUACAUGUUUUAUCAAAAUGGUUUCGGUAACAUUUCAGGAUAUCAAAAGGAGUUUCUUACCUAUUAUCUGAAUCAAUUCAAUGACAUUCCACUAGUUAGAAAACACAAUGCACUCUUUUAUCCAUUUUCUAGUGAAAAAUACGUUUUAGAUUAUGAAUUACAAUCUCAGUAUUAUUACAAUCAGUCAACUUCAUUCAUGACCAUUAAUGAAAUGUAUUGUUAUGAAAAAUUCAGUGACGAGUACAAUGUUUGUUCUAAUGAAGUUGAUAGAAACGCAGAGAUUGUGUAUGAGUCUGUUAUUUGGGCUACUGUCAUUAUUGGUUUUCUAUUCUAUUUGGCCUUGUUGACAGUUUGUAAAACCAAAUCUGUGAAAAGAAGAUUGACAGCUCCUUAUGCAUUACCUAUUUUGAUAAUUGUAUUUAAUAUUAGCUUUACAUCAUAUACCCUUUCAUGUCGAUCUGUCAAUUAUGUAUUGAGUAUUUGCUUUUUAUCUGCCAUUGUUGGAAUUUAUGGAUUUUCCCUAAUAAGAUUUUCCUACCUCAGAUAUCUUUAUCUAUUUCUUUCAAAGGCAAAGAGCGAAACUACUAUCAAGAUUCACAAGUUUCUGGUAUCCAGUUGGUUUGGUAUCAUUGGUUCAUUUGUGAGUGGAUUUACCUAUGCCUGUAUUUGGAUGAUUAUUUGCAUUCCUUAUAUAGUUGAUCAAAAACAAUACUCCUUACAAGCCGAAUUGAAUAUAAUGAACAAUAUUGGUUCCUUGAUAAUUCUAAUUGAUAUUGCCUUAAACUGGAAAAAGAUUAAGGAUAAGGGUCUGUUGAAUUUUCUUUCCUUUGAAGAUCCAUUUGGGUUGAGAAUUGAUUUGAUUUAUUUCUUGUGUAUCAUGUUAAUUACCAUUGUGAUUGCAAUUUGUUCUCAAUUCACGUAUGAUUAUGAGGAAGUUGUGACCUCUGUGUUGUCAUCUCUCGCAUGCUUAUGUACAUACGGUCUUGGGGGAGGAACAGCAAUUGUAUUGGAAUGGAGAAGAUUUAUUUUAAAGAGGAGAAACGCAGUUUCAGAUAAUAUUAAACAAGAAUCUAGAUUGGAAGAAUUAAUGAAAGAUGACACUUUUAAGGAAUUGUUUAAAAUGUAUUGCGCUAAGGAAUUUUCACUAGAAAAUGCACUCUUAUAUGAAGAAUUAGAAAAUCUGAAAGAGAAGGAUGAUGUAUUAGUGACAGUGGAAACUUUCAAACAUUUAUUUGAAACUUACUUUCAAUCUCUUUCAAAAUAUGAAGUCAAUCUUCCAUCGCCAGCAAAGAAGGAACUUGUAUCUAUCUAUGAAAAUCAACAACCAGUCAAAUUGUCCCUCAUUAGAAAUAUUGUAACAACUGAGUUAAUGUUAAAUCUUAAUGAUACUUUUGAACGAUUGAAAGAAACUUCUGAAUUCAAAAAGUAUUCCUUCUCUAGAGACAUUCAAUUAAAGAACAGUAUUGUUUAA